This is a messenger RNA of Diabrotica virgifera virgifera (western corn rootworm), 2347 nucleotides long. RefSeq names its product piggyBac transposable element-derived protein 4-like. The transcript is spliced from 2 exons. NCBI's taxonomy places the organism in Eukaryota, Metazoa, Arthropoda, Insecta, Coleoptera, Chrysomelidae. The record is from RefSeq and is a predicted model, not a curated record. Bases 248 to 2155 code for a protein of 635 amino acids.
CUUUCUUUACCAGCGCCGUAUAUAUACGGCAACAACUAGAUGGGCUCUCAGUCCCACCGCCGUAUUUAUACGUUCGCCGGUGAAAUUGUUUUAAAUUCUAGGACAAUAUACAGGCGACACUUUUUAUUUUUUGGUCACAUUUUAAACCCACCGUCACAUUUAUACGGCAGUCUAAACAAGUCUGUACGCUCAGUGCCGUAAUAAUUCGUUCAUAUAAACGUGCUAUCAGAACCACCGCCGCAAAUAUAUGGCAUCAGCAAAGAAUAUCGAUGGAGCCCGAUUCAACACGAGUUAUUGGAUACCGGCACCGCCGGUCGGUUAUAUUGAACAGUGCAACGUGCCAAGCCAAGCGGUAAGGAAAGUAAAUAAAAUGGCGUGUAGUUCGAAUACGUCGCGGAAGAGAAAACGUGAGAAAACUAAAGUUAGUAUGUGUGGCCUUGCGGAGGCCGAUAUCGAUAGAAUACUAGAUUGUCUAGAUUCGGAUGAAGAUCCCUACAUUGACAGUGGAAGUGAAUUUCAACCUACUGACAGUGAAGCUAGUAGCGAAGAAGAGAUUGAUCACAUGUUGUGCACCGAAAACCACAGCGACAGUGAGGAUGAGAUAAAUGAAAUGGCGGCCAAUGAUGAACAGAAAGAAGCACAAGCGGUAAGGAAUGCUUUACCUGAAAACUUUAGCGUGAACUGGACAAAAGGCAAGUUUAUUCCUCAAAUACAUAAUUUUGACGAUAAAACUGCUGGUGCUUGUUUAGAAAACACGGAAGUUCCAUUCAGUGAAUUGGAUUAUUUUCUAUUAUUUAUGAAUGAUGAGGUAGUGAACAUGAUUAUAACGCAGACUAAUAAAUAUGCUUUAGAACAGACACAUUUGAAUACAAAAAUAACUUGGACAGCAAUGACUAAAGAAGAUUUCUUUACUUUUAUUGCUGUUCUUUUCCUUGCUGCUCGUCAUCGAAAAAACAAACUUGUCGAAAAUUGGUCGACAGAUGAAUUGUUGUACACUCCAAUAUUUGGAAAAGUUAUGUCCAGAAACCGCUUUCAAAUUAUAUUACGCAUGUUACAUUUUGCAGAUAAUGCCCAACAAAUUAAAGGCGACUCUUUCCAUAAGUUACGAGGAAUUUUCGAAAAGAUGAAAAAUACAUUUGCUCAGAGAUUUUCUCCAUUCCAGAACUUAGUAAUUGAUGAGAGUUUAAUGCUUUUUAAAGGACGCCUGCUUUUCAAGCAGUUUAUAAGGACAAAACGUCAUCGUUUUGGCAUUAAACUAUUUCUUUUGUGCGACUGUGAGACAGGAUACGUUUUAAAUUUUAUCGUAUAUACAGGCUCCAAAACGGAAAUAGAGCUAUACAAGGAUCUGGGGAUAUCAGGGUCAGUUGUAACAACACUUAUGAAGUCUUAUUUAGAUAAAGGCCACUCUCUAUUCACGGAUAACUGGUAUACCUCUCCAACGCUUUCUACCUAUUUAUUUGAACACAAAACAAAUACAUGUGGUACCGUUAGAACUAACAGAAAACAAAUGCCUGAUUUAUCGGGUAAAUUAGAAAAAGGCGAAACAAAAUCGAUGGUUAGCGAUAAUAUGUUAGCCGUUAGAUGGAAAGAUCGCAGAGACGUUAAUAUGUUGACAACUUUUCAUAAAGAUCAAAUGAUAAAUGUAAAUAAAACAAACAUGAAGACAGGGGAAUCUGUGAAGAAACCGGAAUGUGUCGUCCACUACAACCAAAAUAUGGGAGCAGUAGACAGAACGGAUAUGAUGCUAAGUUCCACAGAAUGCGUUAGAAAAACAUUAAAGUGGUACAAGAAACUAUUCUUUCACAUUCUUGAUCUAUGUGUCCUGAACAGUCAUGCAUUAUUCCUUAUGCAAAAUCCAGGGCAGUUGCCCUUGGCAGAUUUCCAAUUGAGGCUAACUCGACAGCUGCUUGAAAGUUAUAAUGUACCAAAAACCAUACCCAGGACGUUGAAUACAUCAAAACAUCAGCGUCUGACGGGGCGACAUUUUCCGGCUAUGGUACCAAAUAAAAAAGUUCGAAGAUGUAUUGUUUGUUCACAGUCUAAAAUUCGUGACCAAAAAAAGAGGCGAGAUUCAAGAUAUAUGUGCAAUGAAUGCGACGUGGGUCUAUGUGUUUUUCCUUGCUUCGAAGAAUAUCACACAAAAGAAAUGUAUUAAAAUGUAUAUUCUUAUAAUAAAAUAUACAAGCUGAAUCAAUUAUUUCAUAUCAAUAGUAUUUAUUAUCUCCUCAUAAAACAACUCUUGAUCUAUUUUCUAUAAUGCCGUAUAUAUAUGGCACUGGGGCUCAUGACAUUUUAAAAACUCUGGUUCUGGCAGUACUACAUAGGUAUUGACGACCGGUAAAGAAAG